This is a messenger RNA of Hevea brasiliensis (rubber tree), 1688 nucleotides long. Its product is annotated as elongation factor 1-gamma. Gene Ontology annotation, molecular function: glutathione transferase activity; translation elongation factor activity. NCBI's taxonomy places the organism in Eukaryota, Viridiplantae, Streptophyta, Magnoliopsida, Malpighiales, Euphorbiaceae. Gene Ontology annotation, biological process: translational elongation. The transcript has 8 exons. The record is from RefSeq and is a predicted model, not a curated record. Bases 193 to 1464 code for a protein of 423 amino acids.
CGAUCCAAAGAAUAUCCCAUUGGCCAUUUGCUUUCUAAACAAAACCCUAGUUCACUUCACUUCAUUUCUCUUCCUCACUCGCUUCCUCGCCCGCUAUCUCUAGCCGUCGCGUGUUUUCUGCUUCUCCUGCUUGCGGAAGAACGUUCCUUUGGUCAGAUCUGAAAUUGGAGUCACUAGUUUUUCCGUUGAGCCAUGGCUCUAGUUAUUCAUGCCGGGAAGACCAAUAAAAAUGCUUUCAAGACACUGAUUGCAGCAGAGUACUCUGGUGUGAAAGUUGAACUGGUUAAGAAUUUUGAGAUUGGUGCAAAUAAGACUCCUGAAUUCCUCAAGAUGAAUCCGAUUGGGAAGGUUCCUGUGUUGGAGACACCAGAUGGGCCUGUAUUUGAGAGCAAUGCUAUGGCCCGUUAUGUUACCCGCUUGAAGGCUGACAAUCCUCUGUAUGGUUCAUCCCUGAUUGAUUAUGCCCGUAUUGAGCAGUGGAUUGAUUUUGCAUCAUUAGAGAUUGAUGCCAAUCUUUUGGCUUGGCUCAGACCUAGAAUGGGAUUUGCCCAAUAUCUUCCGCCGGCCGAGGAAGCUGCAAUUUCUGCAUUGAAAAGAGGUUUAGGCGCUUUGAAUACUUAUCUUGCCUCAAACACCUACUUGGUUGGGCAUGCUGUGACUUUGGCUGACAUUGUUACUACAUGCAAUCUCUAUCUGGGGUUUGCUCGGCUCAUGACUAAGAGCUUUACUUCAGAGUUUCCUCAUGUUGAGAGAUACUUCUGGACUAUGGUCAAUCAACCUAAUUUCAAAAAGAUAUUGGGUGAAGUCAAGCAGACUGAAUCGGUUCUUCCUAUCCAGUCAACAAAGAAGCCUGCCCCUCCCAAAGAAUCUGCUAAACCAAAACCUAAGGAUGAACCAAAGAAAGAAACCAAAAAGGAGAAAGAGCCGACAAAGCCCAAAGAAGCUGCUGAGGAAGAGGAAGAUGCUCCAAAGCCCAAACCCAAGAAUCCUCUUGAUUUGCUGCCUCCAAGUAAGAUGAUAUUGGAUGAGUGGAAGAGACUCUACUCAAACACCAAGAGCAACUUCCGUGAGGUUGCAAUUAAAGGAUUCUGGGACAUGUAUGAUCCUGAGGGAUACUCCCUGUGGUUCUGUGACUACAAGUACAAUGAGGAGAACAGUGUGUCAUUUGUUACUCUGAACAAGGUCAGUGGAUUUCUUCAACGGAUGGAUCUUGCUCGCAAGUAUGCAUUUGGAAAGAUGCUAGUGAUUGGCGAAAACCCUCCAUACAAGGUUAAGGGGCUGUGGCUUUUCCGUGGCCAAGAAAUUCCUCAAUUUGUUAUCGAUGAGUGCUAUGACAUGGAACUGUACGACUGGAAGAAGGUUGACCUCUCAGAUGAAGCCCAAAAGGAGCGAGUCAACCAGAUGAUUGAAGAUCAAGAGCCUUUCGAGGGAGAGCCUCUUUUGGAUGCCAAGUGCUUUAAGUGAAGUAACCGUUUAUCACUUAACUUAUGCUUUAGCCUGCAUCCGUAAAUUUUUUGCAAAAUUUUUUUUGAUAGUGAUUUUGUAUCUCUUGUUUCAGACAAAUUUAAGUGUAGCUUUUUGUGAUUUUACAUGGUAUAACUAUGCUCUUGGGCCUCUAAUGUCCUCAUAAACGUACUUCUCAAUUGGUAUCUGGUGCAUUUUGAUUAUGAGAGUAAUUUUAUUAUUAA